AUGUCUUCAACGUCCAGCCCGAAGAAAGACCGCAAAAUCUACCAAUAUUUCUCGCAACCAGCUGCCAAGAGGUUCAAGGACGAUAAUUCGGAUGACGGGGAGGCGGGUAGUGACGCAGGGGGCGAUUGGGAGAAUGGGCAGCCGGAAUUGCCGGAUUUCGAAGGCGAAUUGGUCCCGAUCUCUUAUCUACAACAGCAUAUUCAGCCAAUGAUCGAAUAUAUGAAAAAGAACAAAAAGAGCACCUCGUCGGCCAAGCACUUCAAGAAAUCCGCCACCGAAUACUUUGCCCAUAAGGGUAUCGAAGAUCCUGGCAAAUGGGCGAAAUGCCUCGACCACUAUCUUCGCAUUGCCCUACGAUCCACCAACCUGUCCAUCGGCCAUUGUUGCAACAUUUUACAACACUACCUACAGAAGGGCGAGACAGUGCGCGAGUACCCGGAUUGGCCUAAGCCGCCUCUCAACUUUCAGCGCACAUAUGCAAAGAAUAAUGGCAUCAAAUUAGGAUUCGGCAGCGGAUUUUCGGAGUUAACUGCCGCAAUUAACGGAGAUGCCGACGGAAGGGCUGAAGCUGAAGCUGAAGUUGUGGAGGCCAAUCAGAGAUAUGUCCAGGAAGUCAAAGAAUUUCGUGAGCUACACGACAAUCUCAGCGACGAGCAGCUGCAAUUUAUUCAGAAGACGAUCGCCAAGUACGAAAAGCUCGGCAGACUCCAACAAAAAGCUCCCAAGGGAACUCCCAUCAAGAAGAAGCCAGCGGCCAGGGUACCAUUUUUCGAGACACCCUAUGAAGCUUUUUGCCAUGCAUAUCGUGAUCAGUAUACUGAUCUGGAGCCAGAAAAACGCACGAAGAAGCUCACCAAAAAAUUCAAGAAGCUGAGUGACACCGAACUCGAGGUGUACCAACGCCUCGCCGAA
This is a messenger RNA of Mesorhabditis spiculigera, 912 nucleotides long. NCBI's taxonomy places the organism in Eukaryota, Metazoa, Nematoda, Chromadorea, Rhabditida, Rhabditidae. The record is from the annotation of a GenBank genome assembly.